AUGGAAUCUAAUAAAUCUGAACCACUGUCUGCAGUGGUUGUCGAAAGGAAAAGCUCGCUUAAUGGUGAACCAUUAUCCGAAUCCGAUUACAUAAUAACUGAAAUGCGAAUGGGUACCAACAACUUCUUACUAACACUUCCACGAGGAGCUUACACAGGCGCGCGUACCGUUAAAAGAACUUCAAUAAUGGAUCUCCAAGAGCAUUUAAAUCGCACAUGUAAUUCUAUGAAACUUAUGAAGUUCACCCCACCUGCUGAAAACUUGAAAAUUAUGGAGCAUAAUGACAACUCUUCUAAUAGUGUAUCAGAAUAUGAGGUUUUAGAACAAGAACCAGAAUAUGUUACAAAGGAGUUGGAGCCGUACAGGGAUCUCGAAAAAUUAAAAGAGAUGGUGAUCCCAUUGUUUAAAUUAGGUUUAAAAAAAUAUUUCGAAAUUGAAGAAGAAACACCUUGGCAUAUCAAGGGUAUAGGUGAAAUAAAAGUGACGCUGAUUGUUUGUUACUCGUUUGAGGAAUCGCGACCUAGGAUGGUUGUUCAUGUCACACCGUUGCAUGCGCCUAAUUCACCAAGAUGUCGGAUAGAAGUGUACGGAGAACCUCGAAGAAUGGCAGAGAUUAAAGAUUCUCAAUGGGUUCGAGAUCGUCAAGCCCUCGUGGAAUCCAUGCGUCCGGGAUUCAAUGAAAUUGUUCUGUUUGACUCUCACACUUUUAAUAUCUAUGAGGGCUUAAGUUCGAACUUUUUUGCUGUCUUGCAUAACCCCGACACGCGCCGACCUCUAGUGGUAACAGCACCUUCGCAUUGUGUGCUUAUCGGCACGAUCAUGAAGAUAGUUAUAAUGAUUUGCGAAAGGGAUGAGAUAGAUUUCAAGUUUUGGUUUCCCAAUGUGCUCGAUGGAAAUCAGUGGAAAGGAGCUUUUAUUACUAGCACAUCUCGACUUGUCCUUCCAGUCGAUAUUAUGAAAUUCCGUGAUGGCAGACCAAUGUUGAAAUUGCCAGCAAACGAUGAAACAGUCGAGCACAUUAAAAAUGAAGUUGCGAAGGAGAUCUUAAAGAGAGCAUACCCUAUUCUAUGA
Messenger RNA from Acaulospora morrowiae, 1071 nucleotides. The record is from the annotation of a GenBank genome assembly. Lineage: Eukaryota; Fungi; Glomeromycota; Glomeromycetes; Diversisporales; Acaulosporaceae.